Dipodomys spectabilis (banner-tailed kangaroo rat) is the source of this 2060-nucleotide messenger RNA. It is a transcript of the gene Hsdl1, whose product is annotated as hydroxysteroid dehydrogenase like 1. Bases 133 to 1125 code for a protein of 330 amino acids. The record is from RefSeq and is a predicted model, not a curated record. The transcript is spliced from 6 exons. Lineage: Eukaryota; Metazoa; Chordata; Mammalia; Rodentia; Heteromyidae.
GGAGCGGCUCCCUGCAGCUGUGCUGUGAGGGAAAAGAAAGAAGUCUGUGUCUUGUUGGCUUUUGUUCACAGCUCGGCCUUCGGAGGACGUGGUCAGUGGUCAGAAGGUCCAGGCCCACGGAGAGAAGGUACCAUGGCUGCUGUGGACAGCUUCUACCUCUUGUACAGAGAAAUUGCCAGGUCUUGCAAUUGCUACAUGGAAGCCCUGGCAUUGGUGGGAGCCUGGUACACAGCCAGGAAAAGCAUCACCGUCAUCUGUGACUUCUACAGCCUGGUCAGGCUGCACUUCAUCCCACGCCUGGGCAGCAGGGCAGACCUGAUGAAGCAGUACGGAAGAUGGGCUGUCGUCAGUGGUGCAGCAGAUGGAAUCGGAAAAGCCUAUGCAGAAGAAUUAGCGAGCCAAGGUCUCAACAUUAUCCUCAUUAGUGGGAACAAAGAGAAGGUGCAGACUGUUGCCAAGGAUAUAGCCGACACCUACAAAGUAGAAACUGAUGUUAUAGUGGCAGACUUCAGCCGAGGACGAGAGAUCUAUGUUCCCAUUCGAGAAGCCCUGAAAGACAGGGACGUUGGCAUCUUGGUAAAUGACGUGGGCGUGUCCUACCCCUACCCGCAGUAUUUUGCUCAGGUCUCAGAGGACAAGCUCUGGGACAUCAUAAAUGUCAACAUUGCUGCUGCUAGUUUGCUGGUCCACAUGGUGUUGCCAGGAAUGGUGGAGAGGAAGAGGGGCGCCAUCGUUACCAUCUCGUCUGGCUCUUGCUGUAAACCUACUCCACAGCUGGCUGCGUUUUCUGCAUCGAAGGCUUACUUAGACCACUUCAGCAGAGCCUUGCAGUAUGAGUAUGCUUCUAAAGGAAUCUUUGUACAGAGUCUAAUUCCUUUCUACGUAGCCACCAACGUGGCUACACCUGGCAGCUUUCUGCACCGAUGCCCCUGGCUGGUGCCUUCACCUAAGGUAUACGCACAUCAUGCAGUUUCUACUCUGGGGAUUUCGAAGAGGACCACGGGAUACUGGUCCCACUCCAUUCAGUUUCUCUUUGCACAGUACAUGCCCGAAUGGCUGUGGGUAUGGGGCGCAAACCUGCUCCACCGAUCCUUACGUAAGCAGGCCUUGUCCUGCAUGGCCUGAGCCUGCGCUGGGAGCCUGCAGUGUUCCCACGUUUGGAGAAACACAUAUAACUUCUGUGCUGUAUUUUCUUUCAUUGCUGAUUAUCUGGCACACUGAUUCCUCAUUUGCAAAGCAGACUUUGAGAGUGCUGUGAAAAGCUCUUGGGCCACAGGUGUGGCACAGAGCACAGUGCCAGCCGCCCGGGCGGGGAGCUGGGGGAGGGGCCUCAGUGUGGCUUUGCCUCCCACUGCCCAGCAGUGGUGUGACUCACGUCUAUCCACGGUGUGUGUCAUCAUGUUGUCGUCUUCAUAAGAGCCCCAGCAAUCUCACCCCAUGUCACCUGGUGGCGCCUACCGCUGCUGCUGUUGCUUUUUAAGGGAGUUACUUAUUUUCUCCUGGUAGGCGACUGUGGGGUUCUCAGAUGUUCACUAGGAAGACCAUUGCAAAGCAGAGGGCCUCAGCGUGGACGCGUAUAUGGCGCCAAGGCAGCGGCUGUGGUGGGUGUGUGGAGAUGCCACCCUUCCCUGAGGGCCCAGAGGACCGCGUGUGCUGUGUGCAUUAUGUUUCUGAGCAGCUUUAUUUAUGGUUGUGUUUUAAAGAGAGGACUUGUCCAGAUGACAUAAGUGGAACCUUCCAGGGUAUGAGAAGUCUGUCCUCCUCUUGGUCCUAUGAACCAGCCCCCAGCCUGUGCUGUAGGUUACCAUGUCUCACCCUGCUCCUCUACAGUGCUGUCUUUGUUCCUAGAUUUGGUCUGCAUCAGGUAACCCUCAGUCAGCUUUUGAUUAUUGUGGAUAGGUAGCGACUUCCCAGUGUGACAUCCAGCCCUCAGAGCUUGUUCUGUCUGAUUUUCAUACACUUUUCUAUGUCGUCCUACUGCAUUCCCCUGAUGUCAUGGAUGUAAACAUCAAGUAUUUAUGGAAUUGUAGUUAAAAAUAUGGACACAUUAUGUGUGUGAU